Molecule: messenger RNA, 919 nt
Organism: Hypoxylon trugodes
Lineage: Eukaryota; Fungi; Ascomycota; Sordariomycetes; Xylariales; Hypoxylaceae
Exons: 2
Coding region: 288-638 (116 amino acids)
Source: RefSeq, a predicted model, not a curated record
GACGACUUGCAUAUGGAGGAAAAUGGCGAGUUGCAUUUACAUAUAAGUCUCCCUCUUUUCUCCUUGCUUAGAGCAGUCCUUCUAAUUUAACGAAUUUAUAUGGUCUUCGCCUGAAGGUUUUCUUCAAACAUUUCAUUACAACUUGAAACAUACCAUCUAAACUAGCGGCUAUAUACCCUUCUCGGCAUCUCUUUACUUCAUAUAGAUUCUACCUAUUGUCAACUUGGAGAUCUUACUUGACGACUACGUACGAGCUAAGACCUAAGACCCUAUUAGGUCCAGUUACGAUGCCUCACGCCACGAAGUCCAAGCCCAAGUCGUCACGCCCCCGACCCACCACGACCACGUCUACUCCUAUCCAAUGCAGCCAAUCUAACACCUCGACGACGCACUCAGCUUCAUCUUCAGCCUCUUCUUCGUACACUUGGACGGCUAGUGAUGCGGCUGAAGCUUCAAGAGACGGAGCAUUCAUCACGGCCUGGCCUUGUGAGGAGCCAUACUACGCCCCACUGGUACACAUGCCUGAUCAGAGUAGUCGUGGGGAUAGUGAACCCCAGUACUACUACUCUUCUGGGCGGAAACACUCUUCAGCUACGAAUCAAGGAGGGGGUAGCGGUGGGAAGUCAUUGAAUGGAUAGGGGCAGUAAAGGAGUUCAACUUAUCAGGUGUAUGAUUUAAGAUGAGCUUGGCUAUAUUAUGUAUUGUUUAAUGGCUUGACAAGAUAUACGAGAGAUUGUAAUGGGGGUACUUUGGGGGGGGGUGUCUGCGUAUAGGGAGGUAUACAUCCUUUUACUAUCGCAGAGUAUCUACGUCCAAUUUAGGAAGAUAUUUGCAAUAAUACUUGCGUAUCCUAACAAGUACGCACUCGUGCUCUCUAGAAUUUCAUGUUUGAGCUACAUAUUCAGUCUAUUGACCGUCC